GCGUCUCCGUUCUCCAGCCAGCAGCUCUCUCAUAACAUAACUUAUCCUCGCACACUCGAUAGUCCAGAUAGACAAUGGCAGAAAGGGGGCCAACAGCGACAGCCACGGCGAACAAGAUGGCCAUGUCCCGCGCGCUCGGGGCGGCGUUUCUCAGCCACCAGGUCGAGCAGCUCGAAAAGUCCGUAGGAGGUGGCGCCGCUUCCGGGAGGUGGAGGGAUAGGCGCCAGGGGCAGAUGGACCUCGGCCAAGGGCAAGCACAGGUGCAAGGACAGCAAGGCCAGGGCAGGCGCGGAGGGGGAGGUGGCGGGGGGAUGAUCACGCAUGGGCCUAAGCGGCCGGUGCAGCGCAGGAGCCCAGAUCGACAGGAGCAGUUCGAGGUGAGGAAGCCCAGGCGCUCGAACGAGGACGGCCCGAGGGGGCAGGCCGAUAGGGACACGCAGGCGGACUUGGUUGUCGUCGAUGCGAGUGUGCUCGUGCAUGCGCUGCACCAGGUGAAGAAGUGGUGUCGGGACGGGCGAAGCGAGAUCGUCAUCGUGCCCCUUGAAGCUCUUAACACUCUGGACCUUCUCAAGAAGGGCACAUCCCUGCUCGCGCAGCGUGCCCGUGCUGCUUCGCGCAUCUUAGAGGCACAGGUCGGGACGAACCCCCGUAUCAGGGUGCAGCGCGACGACGCCUACGUUCCCUGGGACAAGAUCUCCUUCCACGACGCUCCGUUCGAGGACGAAACCAACAACACCAACGCCGCCGCCGCGAAGGACAAGCCACCCCCGUCGCCCCACCUCCUCUCCGCAUCGCCCGAGUGGGUCCGCCGCAUGAUCUGCUGCGCCCGCUGGGAAGCCGACAACGCCAAAGACACGCUCAAGCUCGCCGCGGACAGACGGGGCGCCGGCUCUGCACCUCGCGUCGUUCUCGCUGUGUCUAACCCAAACCCCACCCCGAAUCCGGUUGGCGGCCAGAUGCCGUCCCCCGUACAGCAGGCGCACGCAGGUUCUCCGAAGAGCGGCGAACAGCCCGCUGCUUCCUCGCCUGUGCCGCUCCCUGCGCCGCAACCGCAUGCGCACAAGUACGAGCCCCGCUCGUCCGGGACGCUCAUCGCCCAUUGGGCGGCGCGCGCUGGGAUCGAGUUGCUCGAGAUCGAGGCGGCAUCGGGCGCUGGUGCUGGUGGAGGCGGUGGAGGCGGUAGCGGCGGGGUGCCCGUGCCGCAUCACCAAAAUCUCAAUGUUCGCGGGGCCGGCGACGACGAAGAUAGGACUGGUGGUGGCGGUGGCGGCAAGCGCCAGCUGAACUUCAAGGGCCCGAGGCGCCCCUCUCACGGCUCGGCCGCUCCGAAUGUGGGCGCUGCGCACGGUCAUGGUCACGGUCAUGGUCACGGACAUGGUCACGGCGGUGGAGGAGGAGGAAGUGGAGGACUCGUCGAGCGCCCGCCGUCGGUGAUGCAGAUGAUGGAGAUGGUCUCGCAGCCGAGCAAGGUCGUGCGCGUGCUCGCGCGCGGCGAGAAGCUUGAGCCCGAUUCUUGAUCGCUGGGAUCGAGCAUGCUUAUAGCGAUAACAACAGCAAGUAACAAAGCACCCUUUACGAGGUGUUCUCGAGUGUUCCAGGUCGCCCGGGGCAUCAUCCGUCUGCAUAUCUGUCGUUGCGGACGGGUGUCGUCUGGGAUGACCCAGAUGAUGAUGGACGCAGGUGUUCUGUGCGCGUGCAUGCUGGCGUGGCGUCGGUUGCGUGUUUUAGAGCAGCGGCCGGGCAGCAGCACCUGCGUAUCAUCAAAAUGACAAGACAAUAUGAAGGUUGUAGGCGGUAGGCGGUUGGUUGUGUGGUUUAUCACCACGGCUGCUGCUGCUCGAAAGGUAUCCCUCUCUCCGGCUCACGACACGAUGACAUUUGUCUCUCGCUUUUUCUCCCGCUGUCUCAUGUCGCACGUCUGUCCGUCUGUCUGUCUAUCUCGUCGGGAUCCUUCCCAACUGCCCAUGUCAUAUUCCAUGUGUCCUGUCCCGCACCCUUUCUAUGUCUAUGUCUACUUGUACGUCUGCAUCCUGCCUUUUUCUUUAAAGCUGCCGCGAGGAAUCGAUCACUGGUGUGGGUGGCAGGCGUGGACGAAGGCGCGGACAGACACCCUUUUCCUUUUUUUUCUUAUAAAAAAUUUUUACUAUGUGAAAAGUCUACGUAUCUGUAUGAUGUUUGUUUGACUUGUCCAAGUCUCGAUCCAUGUAUGCAUCUUCCUUAUAUUAUCUUGUUUUUUGUGGUUCGU
Molecule: messenger RNA, 2245 nt
Organism: Coniophora puteana RWD-64-598 SS2
Lineage: Eukaryota; Fungi; Basidiomycota; Agaricomycetes; Boletales; Coniophoraceae
Exons: 4
Coding region: 75-1517 (480 amino acids)
Source: RefSeq, a predicted model, not a curated record